GAUUAUGUAAACGCGUUUCAUAACAAAAGUCAUUCCAUAUCUUACUUAUCCUACAAUGUAUUCAAACUUUUUGUAAUAAAACGGCGACACUCGUCACGUCUUUAGUGCACUUUUGAAAUUGAAAGAAAAGAAGUCCGAGAAUAAAAUGACGUGGACGAUCGCUAAUAAUGAUGCCAUUUGUUCUUUGAAUUCGUUUUCAUCACCUUGCAAUUCGACUAUGCUGGUGUUCAUCGCGUUCGUUACGGAAGCUUUAGGACACUCAAGUGACGACAAUUUCGCAAAUAAGCAGGAAAUUCGAACGGAAAUUUUCAAGAGACUCUCCAAGAAUACGAUUUUAUAGUCGUAGGUUGCGUCGUUGCAAAUCGUCUCAGCGAAAUAUCUGAUUGGAAGGUGCUACUAUUGGAAAAAGGAGAUGAACAACCCAUAAUUUCUAACAUACCUGGGCUAAUUCCGAUGCUCAUAAAAAGUAGCAUUGAUUAUGAUUAUACGAUACAGCCAGAACCCUUGGUCUGCAGCGGCAAUGAAGGCGGAUCUUGUCACUUGUCGAGUGGAAAAGUUAUGGGCGGUUGAAGCGUAAUCAACAGUAUGCUUCACGUUCGGAGAAACAAAUUUAAUUUCGACAAUUGGGCAAAUCUCGGCAAUUCAGGAUGGAGUUGGCAAGAUUUACCGUACUUCAAAAAAUUAGAGGAUUUUCGGAAUCCAGAAAUCACGGGAUACAACGGUGCAAAUCAUGGAACUGGUGGCUAUGUGACUGUCGAAACGAUGGUUCACGACAGCGACUCCUGAAGUAUUUUAAACGCUCACAAAGAAUUGGGUUUCGAAGAGAUUGACUACAAUUCCGGUAGG
Nasonia vitripennis (jewel wasp) is the source of this 846-nucleotide messenger RNA. RefSeq names its product glucose dehydrogenase [FAD, quinone]-like. The transcript has 3 exons. The record is from RefSeq and is a predicted model, not a curated record. Gene Ontology annotation, molecular function: flavin adenine dinucleotide binding; oxidoreductase activity. The coding region runs from base 586 to 786 and encodes 66 amino acids. Lineage: Eukaryota; Metazoa; Arthropoda; Insecta; Hymenoptera; Pteromalidae.